This is a messenger RNA of Elephantulus edwardii (Cape elephant shrew), 303 nucleotides long. It is a transcript of the gene CCL19, whose product is annotated as chemokine (C-C motif) ligand 19. Bases 1 to 303 code for a protein of 100 amino acids. Gene Ontology annotation, biological process: lymphocyte chemotaxis; positive regulation of GTPase activity; cellular response to tumor necrosis factor. Gene Ontology annotation, molecular function: chemokine activity; CCR chemokine receptor binding. Gene Ontology annotation, cellular component: extracellular region. The transcript is spliced from 4 exons. The record is from RefSeq and is a predicted model, not a curated record. NCBI's taxonomy places the organism in Eukaryota, Metazoa, Chordata, Mammalia, Macroscelidea, Macroscelididae.
AUGGCAUCCCGGACAGCCUCACUGCUGGCCCUCAGUCUGCUGGUUCUCUGGACUUCCCCUGUUCUAGGUGGUGCCAAUGACGCAGAAGACUGCUGCCUGUCUGUGACCCAGCGCCCCAUCCCCAGGACCAUCGUGCGGAGCUUUCGCUACCUCCUCCUUAAGGAUGGCUGCAGAGUGCCUGCUGUUGUGUUCACCACACUGAGGGGUCACCAGCUUUGUGCACCCCCAGACCAGCCCUGGGUUGAGCGCCUCAUCAGGAGACUGCAGAGGCUCGCCGCCAAGAGCAAAAGCCACCAAAAUUAG